AGUAGGAAAUUAUUUAGCACGAAACGAAUCACGAACCAAAUCACAAAAUUAUCAUACAAUUUUUUUAUUAUUAUGUAUUGCUAUCAACGAAUGCAAGGAGGUGAGAUUUUAAUCUGUUAAUACCUGUGUAAAAUGAGCGCAGAACAGUAAAGUAGCUGUGUUGGUGUUAACUUUCGCUGUUUCAUCGAACGUUUCUGCAUCGUACUACACGUAAACAUUGUUCGCAUUAAAUUUUGGAAAUUUUUUUUCAAAUGUGCGAUAGAAGAGCGACAGAAGACAAGUGAAGAACUCAUUUUCGAGUAUGCUGGAUUUGUAUUCAGAUUAAAAUUAUCAAAACAGAAUGGCCCUGUGUAGUAAAUUAUUAUCUCGUGUACCUACAUCAUGUCAAGAAUAUGUGCAUCCAUGGACACCUUCGUGUUACACAGCGAGCGCAGGAUUAUUAUUACACGCUCUUCAGUCUUCGUUUCGUUUAUAUGUGACCGUUUACGCCUUGGCCUUGUUGAUGAAAGGACGUAAACCGUCGAAAAAGGACAUCAAACGCACAUUGUACGGAAUUUUGCAAUCGACCGCUUUUAUAGGAUGUCACGCUGUGGGAUUCUCACUCUGCGCUUGUUUCAUGAGGCACGUUCUAGGAUAUUAUAAUUUUUUCACGUUUGCAUUUUUACCAACGUUUGUAUCGAGCUGGUUCGCCAUACUCGUAGAAAGACCAUCUCGACGAUCGUUACUCAGCUUAUACGUUACCAAUAUCGCAUCUGAAACGUUAUACCAAAUGUUGGUUUGGAGAAAGGUCGUCAAACCGAUAGCGUUCGCUGACGUACUGAUUUUUACGUCUUCUAUCUCAUGUCUUCUGUAUCUUUACCGUAGUCAGUAUAAAUCCGCCGAUUCUAUUUAUUCGUUGAUAAGGUUUAUCGUAGGUCCCUACGAACAAUUAGGUUAUACUCCAGAUUCACCAGAUACCGAAUCAGCGCCUCGACAAUUCCCAUCUGAUAAACCGAAACGUCCAACUGCUUCGGUACCUUCGACAUCGAGGGGCGUUCAGCAAAAACGCUCUUCACAUGGUACUUUAUAUAGUGCUUUGACGUUAUUCUUUCAUUGUAUCAAGGAGUUCAAAAACUACUUGAAAACAGUUACCAAAUGUCAGUAUUGCUCUCAUCCGCAUGGCUGUGUUCAUUAUUGGCUACAAGGAGGUACGAAAGUAUUUGCUAUCGGAUAUGGAUUACAGCUUAGCUUGCGUACCCUGAUGCAAAUGAGAAAAAUAGCUCGAAGGCCUGUGUUACUUCUUAGAGCUUUGAAAAGUUCGGAUACUUUUAGCUUAGGAGUAUUCUUAGGAGGAUUUUCGUUUUUAUAUAGGUUCAUCUCCUGUAUGUUGAGACGAUCGUUGCGCAGAGAUACUCAGGCGAUAGCGAUACCAGCAGCAUUCGUUGCUGGGUUCACGUUCUGUUUUUACCGAAGCAAUACCAUAGCUCUUUACGUUAUGUGGAAAUCAUUACAGAUUUUGUACUUGGUUGGACGAGAUAACAAAGUUGUACCAGAAGUUCCUCACGCAAGCAUCUUUUUCCAUUGUUUAUCCACCGCGAUUCUAUUCCAAGCUGCGAUAUUCGAGCCUCAAAAUCUACGCUCGUCGUAUUGGAACUUUUUACACAACAUGUCUGGCGGAAGAAUCGGCGCAAUGGACCGAAAAUGUCUGGAUAUGUAUGGAUUAGAUUCCAGUAAGAUGGUUGAGAUGAUUAAAAAUAAGCAUCGAAGAAGUUGAAUGACCGGAUUAAAGGUAUCAAAUAUGAGCUAACGUGUUGAUGGAUCACGUUUACGAAUUUAAUAGGGUUGGGAUUACUAAAUAUUACGACCGUACAACGUUUGUAGUACAUUGGAUUAUCAUUUUUUCUCUUUAUUUAUUUUUAUAUAAUGUUUAUAUAAAUACUACGCCAAGUUUUGUACUGUUGGUCUAUCUGAAUUUUUUCCUUUCUUUGUGUUUCAUUGUUACGAUCAUUGUGUUUGUGUAUUAUGGUGUAUGUGUAAUCAAAAUAUAACUUUUUACCUUAUUUUUAUUACAGAAA
Planococcus citri (citrus mealybug) is the source of this 2054-nucleotide messenger RNA. RefSeq names its product transmembrane protein 135-like. The coding region runs from base 341 to 1753 and encodes 470 amino acids. NCBI's taxonomy places the organism in Eukaryota, Metazoa, Arthropoda, Insecta, Hemiptera, Pseudococcidae. The record is from RefSeq and is a predicted model, not a curated record. The transcript is spliced from 10 exons.